Molecule: messenger RNA, 1581 nt
Organism: Clonostachys byssicola
Lineage: Eukaryota; Fungi; Ascomycota; Sordariomycetes; Hypocreales; Bionectriaceae
Source: the annotation of a GenBank genome assembly
AUGACUUUGUCGACUUUGCCCCUCGAGGUCCUCCAUACCAUAUGCGAAUGCCUCGACAGCCACCUUGAUGUGGCCAGCUUCCGCCUCGUCUGCCGGGCAUUCGGCGACAUUGGCCUCAAAUUCCUGAUGCCCAUGCUAAUUGUCGCUCCCACCGCCGAGAGCAUCGCCCGGCUGCGCGCCAUUUCGUUGCAUCCCGUUCUCAGACACCAUGUGUCUGGCGUCACGUUUCUGAUAAACGUGUUUUACCCAGACGCCAACUACGACGACUGGCGGCGCCGGGUGCCCAGACCCUAUAAGCGAAAUCUCGGGGGCCUAUAUGGUUAUUGGCGUCGGUGUUGGAGAAUUUAUGAGAAACUGAUAUCCGGACAGAAGAAUGCCUUCAGGGCACUGGGGCCUUCGCAAGACGUGGAAGAUGCUUGCCGCCGCCUGACCAGCCUGGACCAUCUGGAGAUAGCAGAAUCGUUCUGUGAAGAAGAUUACCUUCAGCACAAUCAGACAUACAAGACACUCGUCAAAUGGCUCCACCAGUAUAAUGUACUUGAUGGCCAGCCCUUUUACCCUUUUAGUGCAGCGUCUUCUUACACUGGGCCCCCUGGCGUCAAACCGUUGAAGGCAUUCUUGCGUGCCAUGACCAGCUUGAAGGUCCGAAACCUUCGGGUCAAGGUGCUGGACGUCGGGUUCUUCGAUGGUUACGAAACCAGGAGUAAAUCUUACUUAAAGGAGAGUCUUUGUCAUCUCCGCGCCCUCGAGUUACAGCUCUGCAUCAACGACAAGUCGUCGGAGUGGUGCGAGUCGAUAGCAGUGGCCAACCGGAUUCUGUCUACGAACCGGCUGAUAAACUUUCUGUGCUCAGCGCCGCACCUUGAGAAGAUCCGAGUCGCGUUCAAGUGGUAUGAUUGGGAGGAUGGGUACUCCCAUGUCAAGAUUGCCAAUGUUCUCCCCAGGCGACACACAUGGCCUCACCUGCGAAGCCUCCAAAUAGAUAGCAUCGAAAUAGUGGCAUCUCACUUCUUGGACUUUGUCAGCUCCCACAAAAACACUCUCAAGCUCAUGAGUUUGAGGGAUUGUUUGCUUGCUGAUGACCCAGAUCAGGGUUUGGAGGCACCACGCAGCCGCUGGCCGGACGUCUUCGUCCCGCUCGUCGUCUCUGACCCUCUGGAUAUGCUCUCUCUCAAGGGCAGCUUUAAGAUAUCCCAAGAAAAUGAUGACAUUGACAUGCUAAGCUUGCUCCAGGAUUUUGAGAUCACUGUCGGCCAAGCGCUGGCGAUUGCGAUAUGCUCGAGGGAGUUCGAUUCUUUUCUGCAGGGCGAAGUUGCAGGCCACGGCGGAAAUCUGACGGUAGAAGCCGUCAAGAAAGGCUUGAUCGAAGAUAUGACGGGCGAGCUCCAAAAGCCAAAAGGUUACGGGAGAAGCAAGGUACAUGUCAAAAAGUAUUCGAGCUAUUUGAAGUCAUUCACUAUGCUCAGGGGAAAUGAUCCCAGUUGGGGGGCUUGGUGGCGGCGGCCAGGCGACUGUACGAUCCUACCUGAUACUCAUGGGACAUCUAGCCUUCGCAACCCUGAUAUGGAUAAUGAGGAAUAG